CUCUCUCUCUCUCUCUCUCUUAUUGGACACACUCACUCUUUCUUAUUCUUCUCCACUGCUCUUUCUCUCUCGUCUCCUCUGGCCUCCUUCGCCGCCGCUGCCGCCGCCGGGAAGCGGAUGGGAUUCUAGGGUUCGGGCCGCGAUGGGCUGCCUCCACUCCAAGACCUCCAACGUCCACUCCCCCGACGACGACUCCGUCCCUGGCGACAAGCCAGAUCUACCGAAUGGAGACGGGGGCUUGCAGGAUGAGGUGCCGGCAUUCAAGGAGUACGGGCUUGCGGACCUCCGGGCGGCGACCAAGGGCUUCAGCCCCGAGAUGAUCGUCUCGGAGAGCGGUGAGAAGGCCCCCAACGUCGUUUACCGUGGAAAGCUCGAUGGCGGCCGCCCCGUCGCAGUCAAGCGCUUCUCCAAGCAGUCCUGGCCCGAUGCCCAGCAGUUCGUGGCGGAGGCGGCCGGGGUUGGGAAGGUGAGGCACAAGAGGCUGGUGAACCUGAUUGGAUGCUGUGCCGAGGGAGAUGAGCGGCUUCUCGUGGCGGAGUUCAUGCCAAAUGAUACACUCUCCAAGCAUCUUUUCCACUGGGAUAAGCAGCCACUACCAUGGGAAAUGCGAGUUAGAGUUGCAUACUACAUUGCACAAGCACUUGAUCAUUGUAAUACUGAAAAUCGGAAAAUCUAUCACGAUUUAAAUGCAUAUAGAGUUCUUUUUGAUGAGGAUGGUGACCCUCGCUUAUCUAGCUUUGGUCUCAUGAAGAAUAGCCGGGAUGGGAAAAGUUACAGCACUAACCUAGCAUACACUCCGCCGGAGUUCUUGCGAACUGGCAGGGUCAUUCCAGAGAGUGUAAUAUACAGUUAUGGAACAGUUUUGCUGGAUCUGUUGAGUGGGAAACAUAUCCCUCCAAGUCAUGCAUUAGAUCUAAUAAGAGGGAAGAACAUGUUAUUGAUAAUGGAUUCAUCGCUGGAGGGGCAGUAUGCUAAUGAAGACGCAACCCAGCUUGUUGAACUAGCUUCAAAAUGUCUACAGUUUGAGGCUAGGGAUCGACCUAAUUCCAAAUUUCUUCUUUCUGCUGCAGCACCCCUUCAAACACAGAAAGAGGUGGCAUCACAUGUUCUAAUGGGCCUGACUAAAACACCGGCGAUACUACCAACAAUGCUCUCUCCACUUGGAAAGGCUUGUGCAAGGAUGGACCUUACUGCUGUCCAUGAUAUAUUGCUUAAAACAGGUUAUAAAGAUGAAGAAGGUGCAGAAAACGAGCUUUCCUUUCAAGAAUGGACGCAACAAGUGCAAGAGAUGUUGAAUACAAAGAAAUUUGGUGAUAUUGCAUUCAGAGACAAGGAUUUUAAAAGUGCAAUCGAGUAUUAUUCGAAGUUGGUGGUGAUGAUGUCGGUUCCUUCAGCUACUGUUUUUGCUAGACGGGCUCUGUCAUACCUGAUGAAUGGCCAGCCAGAGCUUGCCCUUCGGGAUGCCAUGCAAGCACAGGUGUGCAUGCCUGAGUGGCCCACAGCUUUCUAUUUGCAAGCUCUUGCACUCUCCAAGCUCGGAAUGGAAACCGAUGCUCAGGAUAUGCUGAAUGAUGGAGCCACAUUUGAAGUGAAGAGGCAAAACAGCUGGCGCGGCUAGAUUUUCUCUGCAGCUGUUCUGGUUUUCCUUCAUACAUGCCUGUCUUGUGCUGCUUUCAGUGGUGCCUGUUUGCGUCGUGGGUGAUUUAUUGCAGCAGGAGAGAAACUGGAUGCUUGGUUUGCUGGGUAUUCAGUGCUGUGGCUUCCAAUAAUGGAUGUUCGAACAGCCAUUUGUAGAAUAUUCAGGAGAGUUAAAUUGAUACUGAACUUUCCUGAGCAAGUGUGCAUUAUGGCCUUCCAUCCAUGUUGGCGUGUAACUAUUGGCCCUUAUUAUAUUACCAAAGGAGGAUAUGUGCACUGAGGGAUGGAAAUCACAAAAUGUUUCACUUUGUUUUGUGCAAGAUUGGAGACUGUAAGCAUGUCUGUCAUGACCAUCUUGAUGCCAAAGGGAAGUAUCUACCCGAGCUUUUAAUCUUAAGGAUACAACUUUUUAUCAAUUUGGAUGCAAAUAUGUU
Messenger RNA from Elaeis guineensis (African oil palm), 2072 nucleotides. RefSeq names its product serine/threonine-protein kinase BSK2. Gene Ontology annotation, molecular function: protein kinase activity; ATP binding; protein binding. The record is from RefSeq and is a predicted model, not a curated record. Gene Ontology annotation, biological process: brassinosteroid mediated signaling pathway; protein phosphorylation. NCBI's taxonomy places the organism in Eukaryota, Viridiplantae, Streptophyta, Magnoliopsida, Arecales, Arecaceae.